AUAGUAGCAGAACACACCACUGUUUGCAUGUGUCACCCAGACUUUACUCCAUCAAAUUUCCAAGAGGUGUCGUUAGUUGAUGAUGUAGACGGUGGUUGGGGGCAAUGGACAGACUGGACUUUGUGUUCACGUGACUGUGGGGGUGGACAGCGGUGGAGGCGGCGGGAAUGCAGUGACCCAUUACCCCUAGGACACGGUCAGGACUGCCCUGGUCACACGCUUGAGGGUCAGCUGUGCAAUGACCACCCAUGUAAAGGUCAAUGGGGCUGCUGGUCCACAUUGUCCCUAUGUUCUGUCACAUGCGGACAGGGUGUGACGUCACGCACAAGAAUGUGCAGCUCUCAUCCACCUGGACGGAAGUUCACCAUUACUUGUGAUGGCAGCAGCGAGGACUUCUCCAACUGUGAUAUGGGACCAUGCAGGGUGGUAGCAAUUGCAAGCUCGCUGUCUGAGGACGGGUACCUAUCACGGCCGCGGUUCAGCCUCGGGCAGAUGUUCCUCGUUGGGGCCCUUGCCUUCUUCCUUGGCGGUUCUGCAUCCCUUGUGCUCUACGCCUAUGUCACAAGCUUCUGUCGUGCAAUGAAGGACGCCAAGCAGCAGGAGCGCCUGCAGGCCGCUCAUCGUAAACAGCGGGAACAACACCAGAAGCGCCAGUCAGAGCUCUCUGCUGCCUCCAUCCACUCAUCGUUGCGCUACAACCCUUCAGUAACAUCACAGGCCAGCAUUGAGCACAUGUUCGGUGGGAGGGGCAAGGUGUAUGACGUACAGGGCAUCUCAAAGGAUGUUAUGGGUGAACAAGCAGAGCCGUACUACUCAACCAUUGACAAAAAGUGCACUCUACAGACAUUCACCAUCAAAGACCUUUAGCUCAACUUUGUCUUUGGUGCAGUGUUUAAUCUUUAAUUUCUGAAGGUGUUCAUUGUGAUAUCAUGUAAAUAUUACACUGAUUGGUUGAAUUCUGUUAAUUUUAAAACCAGUUUAUGUACUAUUUACUGUCAAAAUAACUUGUAUGUACCGUGCUAAUUAGCAGUAAAUCAACUUAAGUAAUAAAUAGGGAUGAAGCUUAGACUUACAAAUGGCAUUAUAAUUACUAAUUUCAUUGGUUGUCCCAUUUGUCAGGGCAUUUACGAAGAGACUUUGUCUACUCUUUAAGAAGAACAUGGAAAUUUACACACAUUUUUCUUUUCAUAGCGUUGAAUCAGGCGGUACUCCCCAAAUAGCCACUUAGAACUACUGAGAGCUACUACAAGACACUUAAAAGCACUAUGUAAUGUUAUAAAGAGAAGUAAUGAAAUAAAAUAUAUCCAAAAGUCCUACAGAAGCUCUUUUUCAAGUUGCUGCAUGUAUACGCAUAUCCAUAGAAUGCUCAAGAGAAUCUUCUUUUUCAAUAAAAAGACUUAUUUCAAUUCUAAUCAAACACUAGACAUCUAGAUUAAAUUCAAAAUUCAUUUUAAUCUGUCCACUUUUUACCGGAUUUUAAACUUGAUUAUAUAGAUGUUAAAUCUAUUAGUGCUUUAAGCAGCUCUCUAUUUUUCUUAGUAGCAAUUUAAGUUUUAUGGACAUCUCAAAAUUUCUUUCAAUGCAACACUGUUGAUUAAUACCAGUUUUUAUUUAUAGAUUUAUUAAUAUAUAUAUUCAUAGCUAAAUGAAUUGAUAUCGAUAUUGCAUUUUAAACAUGCUGCCUCAGAAAACUCCUUACAAAAAUGCUUCAUGUGUUUAAAUUUUAAUUAAACACAACACAGUGAAAAAUCUAGAUUAAAGUAAAAAAAAUAAUUAAUAGUCCUAAAACUAAAUCUUUUUAAACUUCUUCAUAUUUAUCUAUAAGCUAUAUAUGCAUUAAAAAUACCGGUACUAAUAUAAGUUCUGAGUAGCUCUUAGUAAUUCUUAACAGCUUAUAGCAGGACUUUAUAUCAGGGAAGACAUCCAUUAUAAGUAUAGCUCAGUGAUUUUUGAAUUGUUUAACUCCUGUAUUACCCAUGUAUUACUCCAUGUACAAUAAACAUUGACCUUAUUGAGGUUGUACAGUGUUACUUGUUAGCUCAGUUGUGUAGUGCUGCUUAUCCGAAAAGUGAAGCCAGCGCAUGCUGAACUUGUGUGUUUGUCUAGGUCACAAGGACACUGUUUUAUGCCAGCAAGAACAUUGUACAUAUAGGCAUUUUUAAAACAUAUGAUGUAUAAAAUCAGGUAGACAGGUAGAUUAUCACUGUGAUGUUGUGAAUGUGUGCAGCCCAUUCCUUCAUGACAGGUAGAUGUAGAUUAUCACUGUGAUGUUGUGAAUGUGUGCAGCCCAUUCCUUCAUGACAGGUAGAUGUAGAUUAUCACUGUGAUGUUGUGAAUGUGUGCAGCCCAUUCCUUCAUGACAGGUAGAUGCAGAUUAUCACUGUGAUGUUGUGAAUGUGUGCAGCCCAUUCCUUCAUUUAUUCAGGUCCCUGGAUCUGAUCCACUCAAUUUCGUACAAUAGUUUGCUCAGUGUUAUAAUUAUCUUUGUGUGCUAUAAUCAAAUGUUGUAUAUUGUUAUCCUGUAAUUGCAUUUUCAGGUUUUAAAGUGUUGUGUUUGUUCCCAAAAUGACAUAAAAAAACCCAGUUUUUAGUCAUAUUUUUUAAUGAAAAAUUAAGAUAUUUGGAAUGGUGUAAAAUCGGGUGAUGGUCACAAUUUUUGGUUAAGUUUCUUUCCAGGUCAUGAAUUCAAUCGUUUUCAUCAAAUUGUUAUGAAACUUGGUCAGAAUACUUGUCUGCAAGUUGUCUUGACAAAACAUUAAUAUGGGUCACCUCAGGUAAAACAACCAGGUCACUAGGUCAAAUCUUAAAAGAAAAUAUAUGUCAUAAAUUCAAUAGUUUUUAUCUAAUUGUUAUGAAACUUGGUCAGAAUACUUGUCUUGAGCAGUUCUAAACAAAGGUUACCUCGGGUCAAAAAUAGGUCACUACAUGUCAAAUCCCCUGUCAUAAAUUCAACCUGUUUAAUAAAAUUUUCAUAAAACUUGUAAACAACUAAUUUCACUUGCUAUCCCAUAAACAGUAAAAAACAGACAUAAUGUCUGUUUGUCAGAUUAUUUGAAUCAUGACAGAUUUUUAUCUAGCUCUACUCAAACCUUAAGAAUAAACGGUAGUAAAGAGCAAAUUUUAAUUACUGCCCAAGAACCACAAAUCAAAAUGAAAAAAAACAUCAUAAAAUGAAAAUGCAGCUUAAAUGCGGUGUACCCCAUUGUCCCAUGUUUUAUAUCUUCACUAAAAACAAUUCUUUAUCUAAAUGAUGCAUUCUCUAAAACUGAGCCAAUUAGUAUUUUUCAUAAAGACAUGUUUUGUAAAUCUUAUCAUACAGAAUAUAAAGAAAUGCUUAAAAAUAUUUUCAAAUGUUAAAUUUGAAGUUGUCAUUUAUUGCUCAUUUUUAUGAAAAGUGUAUUGUACAAAAAACGUAGCAACUUUGACCUGCUAAAAGUGUAUAUAUUUAU
Molecule: messenger RNA, 3449 nt
Organism: Mya arenaria
Lineage: Eukaryota; Metazoa; Mollusca; Bivalvia; Myida; Myidae
Product: semaphorin-5A-like
Exons: 4
Coding region: 28-867 (279 amino acids)
Source: RefSeq, a predicted model, not a curated record